AUGGCCAUGAAGCAGGGAGAAGUGACAGCUGAAAUGUGUGCUUUUGUCUAUGCUUAUGAUCUAUUUGCCUUGUUUCUAGGGCUCAUCACAAUAAAAGAAGCCCAUGAUAUAGAAGCCAGACUUAAUGAAGUGGAAAAGCUUCUGAAGACUAUUAUAAACAUGCCCUGGAAGUAUUCAAGGUCUGAAGUUGUCCUCACAUUCUUUGAGAGAUCUCCUUUGGACCAAGUUCUGAAAAAUGACAAUGUCCAUAAAAUUCAGCCAAAUUUUCAAAGUCCAGUUAAAAUAUCAGAAAUCAUGCGAUCAAAUGGAUUUUGUUUAGCCAACACUGAAACAAUAGUCAUUGACCACAGUAUACCUAAUGGAAAAGAGAAGCACCUGGAUGUAGAUUCAGCAGAACAUUUGUUCGAAAGUGUUAGUGACUUUACCUCAGAGCUAGAAGACAGUGAUGAUCCAACAGCUUAUGUCACCAAUUUGACAUACUACCACCUGGUUCCAUUUGAGACUGACAUUCUGGACUGAGACUGCUCAAGGAUGCAGUCAGCCAGCAUCCAGCCAACCUCUUCAUCUAUAGGCUCUGCUAUCUCUGGCAUUGCAACUCUGUGAAUAAGGCUGUGCAGACAAGACCAACAGCAGAGAAGCUGCAGCAAGUACGCCACAAAGCUGAUUUUGUAGUGUGGUCCUCCGUUGUGUAUUAUGGAGACAUCUUGUAAGGAGGUUACUGCUUGGCUGUUGACAACAAACUCGUUUUCUGUGAAAGCAAAGCAGCAGAGGCCUCUUGGGGCUCAAGGAAAUCUCUACCGUGUCUGUGGGAGCUGCCACUCUGAUGCAGCCAUCAGAAACUUGUACUGUGGUACUCUGUCAGCCGUGCUCCUCAGCUUGCAGUGCAAUUUGAGGCUUCCUCUUUUAGGAUACCAGCAGAAACUUCC
Messenger RNA from Manacus vitellinus (golden-collared manakin), 926 nucleotides. RefSeq names its product PX domain containing 1 (gene PXDC1). The record is from RefSeq and is a predicted model, not a curated record. NCBI's taxonomy places the organism in Eukaryota, Metazoa, Chordata, Aves, Passeriformes, Pipridae. The transcript has 5 exons. Bases 1 to 519 code for a protein of 172 amino acids. Gene Ontology annotation, molecular function: phosphatidylinositol binding.